Mytilus trossulus (common blue mussel) is the source of this 3805-nucleotide messenger RNA. RefSeq names its product isoleucine--tRNA ligase, mitochondrial-like. Gene Ontology annotation, molecular function: ATP binding; aminoacyl-tRNA deacylase activity; tRNA binding. Gene Ontology annotation, cellular component: mitochondrion. Gene Ontology annotation, biological process: mitochondrial translation; isoleucyl-tRNA aminoacylation. The record is from RefSeq and is a predicted model, not a curated record. The coding region runs from base 92 to 3028 and encodes 978 amino acids. The transcript is spliced from 23 exons. Lineage: Eukaryota; Metazoa; Mollusca; Bivalvia; Mytilida; Mytilidae.
AAGAUGGAUGCGCCCAUGAAAUAAAACUAUCUGCAGAGUUCGUCUGCUAAAUUAUACAAAAAUGAACUUAAUUACACAUUAACUGAGAAAAAUGAUUGCAAAUGUAUUUUCCAAAUUAAAACCCUCCAGACGGCAGUUUAUAUGGGUCAGAGCAAAAUCAAGAAAACAAGAAUCAAGCAAAAAAUACAGUUACACUUUAAACUUACCAAACACGGAUUUCCCUCUCAGUCUGCGUGAUGGUGAAGCAAAUAGACGAGAAGUCAAAAUUCAGAAGUCUUCCAGUUUUGAGAAACUAUAUGAAUGGCAACAAAAUCAGCCUAGAGACAAAGAAUAUAUCUUGCAUGAUGGUCCUCCCUAUGCAAAUGGAAAACCUCAUGUUGGACAUGCUAUUAAUAAGAUAUUAAAAGAUAUAACAAAUCGGUACAGACUGAUGAGAGGAUAUAGGAUUCACUACAAACCAGGCUGGGACUGCCAUGGUCUACCUAUAGAAAUGAAAGCUGUGUCAUCUAAAGCUAAACUCACUCCUCUACAAAUAAGAGAUAAAGCUAAAAAGUUUGCCCGUGAAGCCAUCACCGUCCAGAUGGAAGCAUUCAAGAGAUGGGGAGUAAUGGCUGACUGGGAUAAAGAGUGUUACUAUACAUUUGAUCCUCAGUAUGAAGCAAAACAAAUUGAUGUGUUUUAUCAGAUGUAUGAAAAGGGUCUCAUUUAUCAAGACUUCAUGCCAGUUUACUGGUCACCAUCUUCAGGGACUGCAUUAGCAGAAUCAGAAUUGGAAUACAAUCCAGAUCAUAAGAGUAAAUCUGUAUAUGUUACCUUUCCAGUCACCAAAUCAUCAGAACAGCUGGAAAAUGUCAUUGGCUGGGCUGGAAGAGAUGUUUAUGCUGUAAUAUGGACAACUACACCAUGGACUCUUCCAGGGAAUAAAGCCAUAUGUAUUGGACCAGAACUCAGAUAUGUUUGUGCAGAAGAUCCAGAUAACAGCAAUAUUUAUAUUUGUGAACAAUCUUGUGUUGAUAAAUUGUCAGAUUUACUUGGAAUAUCCCUUAGAAUCCUAAAUGACUUUCCUGGGAGUGCCUUUGAAGGUGCUAAGUAUACACACCCACUUACUGGUGAAGAAUUACCAUUCUUGUUUGGUAAGCAUGUGACUGUGGAAAAAGGAACAGGAUUGGUUCACACUGCACCGGGUCAUGGGCAUGAUGAUUUUGUCAUAGCUAUCAAUAAUGGAUUAAAAGUGACAAGUAUAGUAGAUGAGAAAGGACAAUAUGAUUGGCAUGCAGGUAAAGAACUAGAAGGUAAAACUAUUGGUGUGGAUGCUGAGGAUAAGGUGAUAGAACUUCUUGGUAAUCAUAUAAUAAAAGUAGAGGAUUAUGUACAUAAAUAUCCAUAUGACUGGAGAACCAAAAAACCUGUGAUAAUAAGAGCCAGUAAACAAUGGUUUGUCAGUACUAACAAACUUAAAAAUAAAGCUUUAGAGUGUCUGAAUGAAAUCAAUGUCCAUCCAAAAUCCUCAGAGAAUUCCAUGCAGUCUAUGUUAGGAUCAAGACCAUACUGGUGUAUAUCUAGACAGAGAGUCUGGGGUUUACCAAUACCAGUUUUCUAUCAUAAACAGACCAAACAACCACUUGUGAACAGAGCAACUAUAGAUCAUUUGAAAAGCCUAGUUUUAGAACAUGGUAGUGACUGUUGGUGGAAACUUUCUGAGGAGGAACUACUUCCAACAAAUGUAUUAACAAAGAUGGGAUUAGGAAAAGCCUCAGACUACAUUAAAGGAGAAGAUAUAUUAGAUAUAUGGUUUGACAGUGGAAUAUCAUGGGCUGCUGUUUUAUCAGGGGAGCAGAAAGCAGAUUUAUAUUUAGAAGGCUUAGAUCAGUUUGGUGGAUGGUUUCAGUCUUCUUUGCUGACCAGUGUAGCUUUAACUGGCAGUGCUCCUUACAAGUCUCUUCUUGUUCAUGGUUUUGCUGUUGAUGAAGAAGGAAAGAAAAUGUCCAAAUCAGUAGGAAAUGUUAUAGAUCCUGAAAUAGUUAUAAAUGGAGGAAAGAACAAAUCUAAGGAGCCAUCAUAUGGUGCAGAUGUUUUAAGACUAUGGUCAGCAGAGUGUAAUUUACAAUCAAAUGUAAUGAUAGGUCCAACCAUAUUGGAAAAGUGCAAUGAAGAAAUAUAUAAGAUAAGAAAAGUUUUGCGGUAUUUGCUUGGAAAUGUUAACGAUUUUAACAACUUGUCAUUAUCAAUGCAUCAGCUGUGGCCUCAAGACAGAUACAUGUUACAUCUACUUCAUCAGUUUGGACAACAGGUGUCCGAACAUUAUGAUGAAUACAGAUAUGGAAAAGUUAUGCAAACUGUGGAAAAAUUUAUCAAUAUUGAAGUUUCUAAUUUUUAUUGUAGUAUUAUAAAAGAUAGGUUAUAUUGUUCUGAUAAAGAAUCUUUGAGACGUCAGUCUAGUCAGUUUGUGCAGUAUCAUAUUAUCAAUGUUGUGACAAGAGCCCUAGCACCAAUAUUACCUCAUUUUGCUGAAGAGUUAUAUCAAUAUUAUCCAAAUUUAGAGCAACAUAAAGAUGACAGUAUAUUUAAAGGUGGUUGGUUUGACCUAGAUCCUAACUGGUAUAACAAAUCAUCAGCUAACCUUAUCAAGCCUGUGUUAGAUAUCAAAGACCAUUUAAACAGUGUCAUUGUUUCUGAAAACCCUGUAGAGUUUGAUGUCAUCAUUUAUGCUAGCAAUCUUUUAUAUGAAGUUUUAACAAAUUUCCAAAUGGAAGAGACUUCCUGUUCAUCGCCAUUGACUGAAAUAAUGCAGACAUCUUAUACUGUGAUAACUAAAAAGCCAUUACCCAUAAUUCCAGAGGAUGUGUCAGCAGAAGAUGGAGUAUGUAAUGUUUAUGUUCAAGAAGAUAUAAAACAACCAGAACAGUAUAUGUUAAUAAUAUCAGCAGCAACACAGAAUAUGUGUGAACGUUGUAGAAGAUAUACAUCAGAAUCAGCUAAGACACCAUGUGAAAGAUGCCUUAAUGUCAUGGCAGGCGAUUGGAAAUGAACAUUGUAGGAGAUAUACCUCAGAAUCAGCUAAGACACUGUGUGAAAGAUGCCUUAAUGUCAUGGCAGGCGAUUGGAAAUGAAAAAGUGUUUAAAAAAAACUAUAUAACACAUGUCAUUGCUAAAAAUGGUCAAAAUUGCUGUAAGUGGAACGAAAUUCAUUUGUGUUUACACAAAUCAGUGAUUAGUGUGUUUACAUACCUCUGAGCUCUUUCUUACUACACAUAUCAUUAUUGCUGGUUGAACAUUUUGUGUUUGUCAAUGGCUGGUUGGUAUGUUAUGAUUGACGAAUAUUGUUUUGAAAUAUUUAGGGUUUAAAAAAAUGUAAGAUAUACAUGUUCUUGUUUGUUGUAUGGUGCAAUCUCUUGCAUCUGAGUUUGCCCUGGGCACCUACCAUUAUCUGAUUGAGUUUGCCCUGGGCACCUAUCAUUAUCUGAGCGAGUUUGCCAUGGGCACCUACCAUUAUCAAUAUGUUUUAAGUUGAAUACAAAACACUCAAGGUUGUAUGUUUAAAGAAAAACAAAAAUAACAAUGUUGCAUAUAAGUACAUACACUCAACGUUUUAUUCAAAAAUUUAUUUUAUUUCACAGCCAAUUUUGAUGAUAACUUCAUAUUGUUAGAAGAUCUGUUCUGAAUUUAUAAUAUAUGUGCAACCAUAAAUUUAAAACUGUCUACAAAAAUGUACUACUAAAAUAAUGUGAAUGAUUUACAAAAUAUAUAAUAUAUUUGUACUAGAGGUUUGUGCUGAGUUUUUAGAAAAAAUAAAAGAUAAUUUAUA